CCUGCUCGGCGUAGUCAUUUUCCGAAUUGCAUUUUUACUGAGCAGAGAACAGCAACUACGAGACAAGGACCUCAAUAUUUAUUGAUAAAUACUUAAGUAUUUAUAAAUUGAGGACGGUCGGGGAGUGCUUGGAACUUUCCGAUCUUGUGACUUACCAAAUUCCACAAUGAGUAUCUCUACAGAAAACGUUUUUUGCUCCGCUCUACAGCCCAACACCUCCGUCAGCACGUACGCGGUCCCCUCUGAGAAUCUUCUCGGACAUGGGGGGACUUGGACGGAUGAGAUGGCCAGAGCAAAGAGGGUCCAACAGCAGGUUCAAAUGAGGAUCGCGGAGAAAUCCAGCCAUUCGCUUCCUCGACAGAACGGUACAACAGUAAACUCUGCUUCCUCAGAAUAUGGUGGUUCUUCAACUAUGAAAUACUCGACCUACAGCCCAGGGUUCAGCUCCAAGUCCUAUGUGAAUACAACCUCCAGGCCAGUCAUGGCUCCCCGGAUGUCCCAGACGCUUCAGGGUGGCUUCUCCUCCCGCUCAGCUGUAGACAUGGGCCAGUUCCAGAAGAUGAGCAUGGGGGGCGGAGGUGGAGGAGGCGGGGGCGGUAGUGUGUACCACCAUGAAGACAUACGUCUAGGGGGCUACCAGGGCACCAGGCAGCAGGUGGUCCCCAUGACCCGCACCCUCAGCAGACCUGAUCUGGAGACCAUGUCUCUGCGCUCCAUGCGGCUGCAGACCCUACCGCAGCAGCCCUCCCCAGUGACGACCUGGAUGGCCCAGGACGGCAGUGAGGGCAGCCUGAUCUCAGACCGUGACGCCGCCUUCGUCCGCCAGCCAAACUACAGCUCCGUCAACAGCUACAGCUCCCAGAUGAGGCAAGGUGGGGGCUCCGUGAGUGGGACCCUGGUCCGUGGUGGAGGCAUGGCUGCAGGGGAGGGGGAGAUGAUGGUCCAGACUCACUCCUUCAAGGGCCCAGCCUACCGCACCAUCAGCCGGAUUAACAACAGGAACAACCGCAUGAGCAUGGGCUCCAUGUCUGGGGGCUCCGUGUCUGGGGGCUCCGUCAUGCAGCAACAGAUUUCGUCCGCGGGCAGUGCCUAUGGAGGGGAGGAGUUUAUCAUGCCUUCCGGUUCCCAGAGCAACAUGAUGAUCAUGCAACAGCGACCGACCAUGUCCCGCGCCAUGUCGCUUAAGAGUGUCCACAGCGUGGGCAGGGGUAUGGAUGUCGUGGACGGGAUGGACUUCACUGGUAGCAUGAGUCACCUCAACGGGAUCCAGAACCUGGACAUGCCCACAGCCAUUGCUUACCUGACUGACUCUGAAGCUAACGUCCAGGUCCUGGGUGCAGCGUACAUCCAGCACGAGUGUUACAACAACAGCGAUGCCAAGAAAGAGGUGCAUCGCUACAAGGGGAUCCCUGAGUUGGUGAGGCUCUUCAACAGCGACAGUGAAGAGGUGCAGCGCUACGCCACCGGGGCCAUGCGCAACCUCAUCUAUGAAAACAUGGAUAACAAAGUGGCCCUGAUCAAUGGGGACGGGAUCCCAAGCCUGAUCAAAGCCCUGAAAGAGCACGACGACGAGCUCCGCAAAAACAUCACUGGGAUCCUGUGGAACCUGUCCUCCAAAGACACCCUGAAGGAGAAGCUGGCCAGAGAGACCCUCCCUGAGCUGACUGACAAGAUCCUCAUCCCCCUGUCAGGAAGCGGAGACACAGAGAGCAUCCAACAGACCCCCUCCGAAACGGACAUCUUCUACAACACCACUGGAUGCCUCAGGAACCUGAGUUCGGUGAACGAGAAAACUCGGCAGCUGAUGAGGGAAACGAAUGGGUUGGUCGACGCUCUGGUGUUCUACAUCCAGAGCUCCUUGGAGAGCAAAAAGGUGGAAGAUAAGGGAGUUGAGAAUGCUGUGUGUGUCUUGAGGAACCUCUCCUACCAGCUGUACAGCGAGAUGCCUCCGUCCACCAUGCUGCGUCUCGAGGGACCGUCUAGGGCUCAGAGCACCUCUAAGGGCGAGGCCAUCGGCUGCUUCACCCCUCAGGGCAAAAAAGCCAAAAACAGAAACAACCAGGACCUGUCCACGUUCACCGAGGUGGCCCGAGAGCCAAAGGGGCUGGAGUGGCUGUGGCACCCCCAGGUUGUGGGCCUGUACAACCGUGUGCUGCAGAACUGUGAGAUCAACGCCACGACCCGCGAGGCCGCCGCCGGAGCCCUGCAGAACGUUACAGCAGGAGACAAGCGGUGGGCAUCAGUGCUGAGCCGUGUGGCCAUAGAGCAGGAGAGGAUGCUGCCGGUGGUGCUGGACCUCCUACGGACCAACAACGACCAGGAGCUGCGAUCUCUCACUGGCUUCCUCCGGAACCUGUCCCGCCACGCCAAGGACAAGAAUGACGUUGCUACUAAGGUGGUGAACAAUUUGGUGUCCAAGUUGCCUAGCGAUGGUCGUCAGACUUUGCCGACCAGCGAAGUGGUUGUCAACAUCUGUGGCACCCUGAACAACCUGGUGACAAGCAGCUCUGUUGCCGCUAGAGAUAUCACCUUUUUUGACGGGCUGCAGAAACUCGUGGCCAUCAAGAACUCCCAUGACAGCAGUCCUGGGAAAUUGAAAGCUUCCAAGGCAGCAUCUACUGUCCUCUCCAACAUGUUUCAGUACAAGAAGCUACACAAAGACUAUAAACAGAAAGGCUUCACACGGAACGACUUUGCAGACUUGACAAUCUAAAAGAACAAUACGUGCAAGGUCUCGGAAGUCAGGUGGCUGAGCGGUUAGGGAAUCGGGCUAGUAAUCAGAAUGUUGACGGUUCGAUUCCUGGCAGUUCACAAUGAAGUUGUGUCCUUGGGCAAGGCACUUCACCCUCGGGGGAAUGUCCCUGUACUUACAGAGCGUCUGCUAAAUGUAAAUAUCUUUGGGAUCGGCAUAGCUAAUGAACAGUUUGGUGAUUUUAAGUCAUGCACAACAGAGGAAGAUCACGUGGACUCUUCCCAUGCACUUGGAAUGAAAGGACUUAACACUAAGUGCAAUGCAAGUCACAAUAAGAUGGACCUUGUGUGGGGGGGGUCCUCUAAUGGACUCCCUAUUCUGAUUUCACAAGGCCCUUAAUGCCCAGUUUAGCCUGUAUAAUUGCUUUAUGUUCAAAGUAAUCAGGGAUUUGAUUCUCAUCGUAACAUGUAUAUGGAUGUAAGUCAUGUAACCAGUUUUUCCUGCCUUUCAUACACCCAGUUAGAAUAUGGUACAGAUCCUAGGUUGGGCUGUUUAUGGUGCUGAUAAGGCCUGAGACUUUGGCCCUUGUUGUGUGGCUGUAGGUCUUUACACAUCGUCAGUAUCCCAUCAGUUACGUACCUGGGUGACUAGCUAUCAGGCUUGAGGAAAUUGUAAGAAAGACUGGCUCUGUUAAAUAAAAACACAUUCUCUAGUAUCUAAUCUAAAUAGUGCAUUCUUUUUUGGGGGGGGGGGUAAUCACUGCUUUUUAGAUGCUCUGGAUUUAUAUAUAUUUUUUUUUUUUUUCUUCUGUGUUAUAUUUUUGGUAGGUUUAAGUUGUCUGGAGAACACUGAGGUAUAAUUCCAGUUGAAUGUUAGAAUUGUAUGUUUUCAUAGAUGUUUGUAUGCCCAAAACUACUGAUGUGUGUACCUGUAUAGACAUAAAAAGUAUGGAAUAAUAAUGAGGGGAAAAGAGCUGUUUUCUAAAUUUCUUUUCAAGUAUUGGAUGGAGUUUAUUAUUGAAUAUAGAUCCCCUUUCAGGGCCUGCUGCAGUACAUAUUUUGUAGAAAUGUUAAACAAUAAAUUAGUUAAUACAGUCAAAAACUGUAUGAAAUGUAAUCCAGGCUGAUGUUGUAAUGUCAUACAUUAACUUUGGUAUUGCAAUGCAGUGCCUGUUAUUAGUUAUUUCAUCACACUAAAAAUAUGCAUCCCUUCUGCUCCUAACGUCACAUCUAUGACGUACGUAUGUGUGCAUGUGGAUGGAAUACAUUUUUUAUGAUUUGGAUGUACUUUUUAUUAGGUAACUGUCGAUGUAAAAUGCAUACGUUUCAAUAAACAUGCAAAGUAUGAACAUA
This is a messenger RNA of Hypomesus transpacificus, 4044 nucleotides long. It is a transcript of the gene pkp3a, whose product is annotated as plakophilin 3a. The record is from RefSeq and is a predicted model, not a curated record. Gene Ontology annotation, cellular component: nucleus; plasma membrane; cytoplasm. Gene Ontology annotation, biological process: cell-cell adhesion; cell-cell junction assembly. The transcript is spliced from 13 exons. The coding region runs from base 167 to 2713 and encodes 848 amino acids. Gene Ontology annotation, molecular function: cadherin binding. NCBI's taxonomy places the organism in Eukaryota, Metazoa, Chordata, Actinopteri, Osmeriformes, Osmeridae.